Molecule: messenger RNA, 1748 nt
Organism: Notothenia coriiceps (black rockcod)
Lineage: Eukaryota; Metazoa; Chordata; Actinopteri; Perciformes; Nototheniidae
Product: fibroblast growth factor 14-like
Exons: 3
Coding region: 1-360 (119 amino acids)
Molecular function (GO): growth factor activity
Source: RefSeq, a predicted model, not a curated record
AUGUUUCGCUCCCCCCAAGAACUGUUUACAGCGGAGUGUAAGUUUAAGGAGUCGGUGUUUGAGAACUACUACGUGAUCUACAGCUCGAUGCUCUACAGACAGAAGGAGUCGGGCCGGGCCUGGUUCCUGGGCCUCAAUAAAGAGGGGCAGGCCAUGAAGGGCAACAGGGUGAAGAAGACCAAACCAGCUGCACACUUUCUGCCUAAACCUAUAGAAGUUGCGAUGUAUCGAGAGCCUUCGUUGCACGACGUAGGGGAGGCGGUGCCUAAAGUCGCCGGGGCCCCGUCUUCCAAAACUACAACCAGCGAACCUGUGGUCAUGAACGGCGGCAAACCAGUCAACAAACCAGACAAGACAUAACCCCGCCUCCCCCUUUUAUCCCCCCCCUGGCCAACCAGAGGCCAGGACAAGCCAGACUCGCCCCACUGCUGCGCUCUCACUAAAAACUGCAACGAAAGGUAACCAAACAAACCAUCAACUUCUGACUGGUCAGCAGUGGGGCCGCUCGUCGCGUCACGUCUCGAUGUAGGACGGAUCCGCUACAACUUGCUUCGACUGGUGGCGGGGGAAAAGGGAGGAGGAAGACCAUAAAUGCUGGCCAAUGCCCGCCAGAUGUUUGGGAACUGGUUCAGUGGCAUGCCCUCAUACGUGAGACAAAAUGACUUCUUAAAGAUAUAAACAAAAAACGGGAAAAAAAUGUCUUCUUCACCGGUAUUUUUCUGUGACAAUCUGUAAGAAUGAGUCCCCUUUCUUUCCUCUCCUGAUACUGUUUCUGUUGCCAGGUAUGCUUGCUUGCCGGUGGCCACGCACACACACACACUUGCACACGACUCCAACCCGAAAUCGACCACUUGGAUUCGAUUUUUGCGUAAAUAAAAAACAGAUUAAAAAACAAACAUCGGGCAAAAAGAACAUUUUAAAUACCAACCAGUGAUGAUUCAGAGGAUGCUUAGUCAUCGAUCAAUUAAGACAGGACGUUCUGUACCGAGCCUAUAAGGAAAUGUUCUUAAAAUCGCCCUGUGCAUUAAAAAUAAGGCAACACACACUAUGACCUGUUUUAAUCACAUACUAUAUAUCUGUUAAGAAAAGAGAGUUCUUAUUUGACACUGCAUAGCUUAAAGCAUGUUCGUCUUUUCAGUAUUCCUUUAUUAUCUGUUAGAUGGUUCAUUAUUCUGCACACACAGUGAAUAUUGAGCUGCGUCGUUGUACGGACACAAAACAGAUAUUUUGUGUCUACCUUUCCGUCUAACAAGUUGUUUUCUGUCCCUUUUUUACGAAUGUUAUGAUUUCCACAUCACUUGGUAGCUCAGGAGAGGAGGAGAUCUGCUCGUUAGUGUGUAGCUGAGUGAUGAAACCCGAAUGAUUUCCCUGUUUGUAGCAACGCAAAGUACAGGAGGCAUGCUGGCGUCCACGCAGCAUGGUAGCAGUCACUGUUUACACGGAGUAGCAGAAACUUCAAGAAGUAGUACUUUUUCUUUCUGUUGCCUCCCAAGUACUUGAAGUUAUGAGGAAAAUAUAGGAAUGAGGGUUAUAAUGAACAGGGUCAAUUAUUUUGAAGCCACUAUGUGUGGAAUUUACCACCCAGUGGUUUAAAAACAGGCACUGUGGUAAUGCAAUGCACGCCUUUACCCCUCCCCGUAGCAGAGGAUCAGAGGAAUUAAUAACUAUAGCUGUCAAACAAAUAAAGAGGAAUAUUUAUUAUAAAUAUCAAUAUUUUUUUCUGAUAUAUAGAAAAUGAAAAUACUAAA